This is a messenger RNA of Stegastes partitus (bicolor damselfish), 5057 nucleotides long. RefSeq names its product tight junction associated protein 1 (peripheral) (gene tjap1). Bases 574 to 3309 code for a protein of 911 amino acids. The transcript is spliced from 6 exons. Lineage: Eukaryota; Metazoa; Chordata; Actinopteri; Pomacentridae. Gene Ontology annotation, cellular component: trans-Golgi network. Gene Ontology annotation, biological process: Golgi organization. The record is from RefSeq and is a predicted model, not a curated record.
GAGUUUAGUUUCACUGAUCACGGCUGGAUUCACUUUGGCUGUUUGAGUUUCUAUUUUGGAGCCUGAAUUUUCAAUAUGAGCUUUUUAAAGUGUUUGAAAUGCUCAGCACUGCAGUUAGCAUGUUAGCAGUGUUAGCUCUGUCCUGUGUCAUUCACAUUAACAGGCUGACAUGCUACUGUUAGCAUCGGGCAGAUCAAUGCAGCCGCACUUCCUGUUCUGGAAACAAACUGAGAUCAAUGUAGCCUGAGGUGCACACACAUAUACACACACACACACUGAGUGAGGACUGAUCAGGUUUACUGUGUCUGUGAGGACCUUUGUAUCAGCUCGGUCCUCACAGAGACAGUAAGUGAGAGCGGGUGCAGCAGGCUUGAUGCUGAUGUGUGGCGACCGAGCAUCGAUCUACACGGCGAGAGCGAGUGUGACGCUACGAUUCGGUCAGUCGUGGUCGAGGCGUCGUGGUGGGCGGUCGGUGGGCGAUUGGCGGCGUCGUGUUCUGUCUCACCUAACGCUGCUUCUCCUACAGGACUGACAGACCGACCGGAGGGAGGACAAACAUACGCUGGGCCAAGGAUGACGAGCGCGGCGCCGGCCAGGAAGCCGUACCGAAAGGCUCCGCCGCAGCACCGUGAGACGCGCCACGCCCUGCCUGCCGCUCCGCCACCACCUGCGCCACAGCCCGACAUAAACCAGGUAAACAAACACACCCUCAACACCCUUCCACACCUCCCCCACCCCCAUGCUGGCUGCCACCGGCCACACAGCGCCGGGUCGCAGCAUUGCAUCCGGACCUCGCCGCUGCCGCUCUCUGACAGUGAACUGGACGUCUCCAGCAUAUCCAGUCUGGAGCUCUGCAUCACACCCACGCCGCUCUUCAGUGGCCACACCCGACAACCCGACCAGACCAGGACCAUGGCAGUUGGUGUCACGGCGUCAGACCACCACACCAAGAGUCCUUACCGUGAUCCAAGGCCGCAGCAUGCCACGAAGAGCAGCAUCAGCGGAGGAAACGCAAGUCUGUCAGGACAUCGAAGCCCAGCCAGGAGACACUCGCCAGCUUGCAGCCCCAGAGGAGGGCGGCGCCGGACGCAGACCGGCACCCGGACAAGUGGCGUUCCGAAGAGCAUCCUGAAGCAGCCGGCCUCGCUGGCAGUGGAGCACACCUACGACAUCAUGAGAAAGUCCAAGUCGGUGGAGCUGCUGGAUGACAGCGCAGGGCGGGGCUGCCGUCACCCGCCGACCCGCUCUCUGGACCGGGCGGAGCCGCGGGCGGCGCCGGUGUUGCGGCGGUCCUCGGCCCCAUCCUCCCCCUGCAGGAGCAACUGGAACUGGAGGAUGCAGGUUCUGGAGGACAAGGUCCGCUUCUCCAACUUCCUAGAUGAGAUCACCUGUCGGGUCCUGAGCCCCGCCCGCCUCACGCUGCUCGGCAGGUCACCUGCCAGAGAACCUGGAAGCCCUACCCACGAGCGCCGGCGCCACCGCGUAGCUUACAGGAGCCAACAGGUGAAGAGGUCAUCGGACCGUACUCGGCGCUGGGACGGCUGGGUGGCGGCGCUGCGGCGGCCAGACACCUGGUACGAGCCCCUGCAGGAGGAGGCGGCAGGCCGGGAGACCCAGCAGCGGCAAGAUGACAUCACAGAGGGGGCCAGGCCUAAAGAGGAGGUGAACAGGGGAGUACAGAUGGAGGUUCAGGACACAACAGAACCUCAGAGACACAUAACUUCUCUGUCUAAUAUGUCUCUGCUGUCGCACAUAAAGGCUGCCGUCAGUCAAACAUGGGUUCAUGCACUACGGAAGGUGGAGAGGGACAAGAAGACGAUGGACCAGGAGAUUGUGGAGCUCACCAACAAACUGCUGGACGCUAAAAACACCAUCGACCGGCUGGAGGAGCUGAACGAGCGGUACAGACAGGACUGCAACCUGGCAGUGCAGCUGCUCAAAUGCAACAAGUCGCAUUUCAGGAACCACAAGUUCGCUGACUUGCCGUCGGAGCUGCAGGACAUGUUGAACAAACACAUGAAGAGCAGCCUACCUGAGCGAGGCUCCGCCCCCCAGGACCCGGACACGCUCAGUCUGACGCCCGCCGAUGUCGUACCGACCUCCGUCAUCGCUCGCGUCUUGGAGAAACCCGAGCCCCUGGUGCUGAACUCGGCCCAGUCCAGCAGCUGCGGCCGACCCGUCGCCGAAGACGUCUUCGUGCACGUGGACAUGACUGGUUCGGCGAGCGGUGCCGAGGGCCGCGCUGGUCGAGAGAACGGUGGCCGCGAAGCAUCGCAGCAGAACGGCUCGUGUCGCAGUCAGAGCAGCCUGGACGAAGAGGGGGGCGGAGCCUCAUCCUUCGAGAAGCUGAACCCGUACCCGGCUCCGCCCCCGCCUCACCCCCUCUACCCUGGGCGCAAGGUCAUUGAGUUCUCGUCCGAUGACAAAGUCAAGAUCCCCAAAAACUCCCCGCUGCCCAACUGCACCUACGCCACGCGGCAGGCGAUAUCGCUGAGCCUGGUGCAGAACGACGACGAGCGGCUGGCGCCCGGGAGCCCCGCCCCCUCUUCCUCCUCUGGGGGCGGAGCCACCCAGCGCACUCCGCCAUCGCAGCGUGACGCAGCCAGCGAGCCACUGUCCAGCCAGUCUAGCCCGUUCAGCAGCCCGCCACAGGCGCCCAGCGUCAUGGCGAGCUCCGGCAGUUCGGAGGAGGACCUGCUCGCCAACUGGCAGCGCAUGUUCGUGGAGAAGAUGGCGCCGGCGUGCGACGGCUCGCUGGUGCAUCGCACGUCCUUCAGCAGCCAAACGGCACAGGAGCUGCAGCGCCGGAGGCCAGCGGCGGGGGGCGGGGCCUCCUCCUCGGACCACCACCGGGCCGCAUACUCAGACGGCGAGGAGGGCUCGUCGGCGCGGAGCUGGACACCGAGCCGUGGCUCAAGCCUCGACACCGACACCGACACAGAGCCGCGGCCUGGCAGGAGGGGGCGCUAUGACGACGCCUCCCCCGAGGAAGGGGAGGGGCUGCUGAUGAACCUCGAGGAUGACGGUGGCAGCGGCGACACUGCGGUCACCGUGGUAACAGGCCCAGCCAGCACCCGCAGGAAGGACGAGGAAGACGAGGAGGACGAGAGCUCCACCGAGGAGAGAGACGUCCUCCCCCACGACCUGCCCGUCAUCUCGCCCCGCCUCCUCGACUUUGACCCCGCCCUCAACGCCGCCGCGGCCAUGCCGCAGCGUCCGCAGAAGAGCCCGAAGAGGAUGGGCGUGCAUCACCUGCACCGCAAGGACAGCCUGACGCGAGCGCAGGAGCACGGCACGCUGCUCGACUGACACGUCUCCAUGGCAACGGACCUGUCCGUCACUGAGCGACAGGCCACGCCCAUCCAGGAUAUAGCCAUACUCUAACGUAUGCUGCGCAGCCUCAUCUGUGUGUGUGUGUGUGUGUGUGUGUGUGUGUGUGUGUGUGUGUGUGAGAGAGAGGGAAGAGAGCGACAAAUCACAUGGUGUCCAUAUACUUUUGACAUUGUAGUGCACGCUGAGUGCACGUUUACAUACCAGUAUGAAUACAUGUCCAAAAGUAUGUGGACAGCAGAGUUAAAUCAACGUAAUCAGUGUUAAAAUCAGUAUGAACCUUCAGUGAGUCAAUCAAUCAGCUCUAAUGAUGUUGAUCAGCUAGUUGAUUAGUCUCUGUAUCAGUGAUUUAAAUUUCAGUUGGUGUUUAACUUUUACACAAACAGAAACAUUUAUUUUUAUGUCCUAAAAUUAGGUUCUGACAGUGUUUUUACAGAAAAUCUGAAAAUUAUUCAAAAUGCAAACAAAAAAAAACUCCAUAAUGCAAACUACACACUCAGACUGCUGUGUCAGAAUCAGAGAAAACUGAACCUACUAUUUAAAUUAAUACAUAAAAUGUGGAUGUUAGAUUAAAAAAAACAAAAAAACAAAAAAAAAAAAACAGAAAUGCAGAAACAGUUUGUGUGGUAGCAGUGAUCAGGUGUCCACAUAUUUACAUCUACCUGUAUGCGCCUUGUUCAGGUGUCUGCAUACCAACGUAGCGUACAUGUCCAAGAGUAUAACGACCCCUCAUAAGAAGACAACACAUUGGUUAGUAGGAACUAAAAUUAGAAUAAAUAAAUAACCCCUGUGUGUGUGUUUGUGUGUGUGUGUGUGUGUGUGCUUGUGUGUGGUUGUUUUUCUCACAGUCGAAAAAAAGAAACUUACACAAACUGAAAACUUUACGGACGUCUUUGCCUUCUUUCCUGGCCAGGAGCUUUUAUUUGGAUGGUCAGACUUUUAUUUUGACAUGUUAUUUAGUCAGCUGAUUGGUUUGCCCUUUGACCCCCUCCCCCCACUGUGACUGUACCUGUGGGGGCGGGGCCGGGGGAGGAGCUUUUCCACACCUGGAAUGUAACGUUUUUGUUGUUUUUGUUGUUUUGUUUUGUUGUUGUGAAAUCUGAGUGUUGAUCCGUUAUUACAGGAUAAUAUUAUUAUUGUUUAGUUUCAUUGAUUUGUUGUUUUUCUGAUCACUUUGUGUUUUUAUGUUCUUGUCUACGGAGGCCUGUAGGUGCCACAAACGGAGCAAUUAUCACCUUUGAUCAUUUGGUCUCUGUUCAAAGUUUGAAAAAUGUAAAUCUGUUGCCUGCACAAUGAUCAGAAACAGAUGCAGCGCCGCGGCUGCAGCGCCCCCUGCUGCACCGGAGCAGCUCUCGGUUUGUGGCACCUCCGAGCCUCCACACGGUGGCGCUCAGUCUCUUCUUCUCUGACGUCGUAGAUCGAAUGUCGGCUCGUUGCCUCCUCACAGCUCUCUGAUUGUGACUCAACAAGGAUCAGUAAUGGAGUCAUUGAUCCACUGACUGACUGACUGAUUGAAAAUCGAUCAGUGCUUGACGGUUUAGUUCCUCUUCGCACCGGACAGUUUGUUUCCAGGAAGAAGUUUCCCAGUCGUGUUUUCACAGGAGGUGUCCGAGUAUUGACCAGCGUGACGCGCUGAUGCUCGACUGUGUUGAAAGUCUUGAUCACUGAAUGUCUUCUGGUUUCAUUCAGAGUUUAGAUUAAAGCUUCAGUCUGAAGCUGCAACAGAU